Molecule: messenger RNA, 745 nt
Organism: Manduca sexta (tobacco hornworm)
Lineage: Eukaryota; Metazoa; Arthropoda; Insecta; Lepidoptera; Sphingidae
Product: protein D2
Exons: 4
Coding region: 84-653 (189 amino acids)
Source: RefSeq, a predicted model, not a curated record
AACAGAUAACAUUGUUUCCUCAGUAGGUUGUUGUUGCAUUAAGAAUUCCUGAUUCGUAUAAGUAGUAGCUUGUAAAACAUAAAAUGUUGGUUUGCACAGUAUUUUUGUCGUUCUUUAGUAUAAGAUACGCGGUAACCUCGCAAUGCUCUGUUAGUGAAAUAAAGAGUCUUCUAGACGGUUGUGAUAGAUUAUCCGGUUUAAAUGUUACUAGCGUUGGAGGAACUAUUGUUAAUGACCACAACUGCGAUGUAUUGCUGCCGAAGCAAGUUUUUUUGGAAGAACCCCUCUUCCAAUAUAUUUCAGCGGACUCGAAAAAAUUCUACACACUAAUAAUGGUUGAUCCAGAUGCCCCACCUCAAUUAGAGGGCGAAUUCUUUUUACACAUGUUAAAAUCCAACAUUCCUGGUCUUGCUUUGAAGGCAAAAGAAAGCAGCAAAACAGUUGGAAUAGAUUACCGAGGUUACAAACCACCAGCGCCACCUCGCGGUACAGGCGUGCAUCGUUACAUCAGCUUGCUUUACGAACAGGCUGACGGCAACAAUUUCCUUCCCACUGUGCCUGCCUCACGCAAUCGUUUUACACUUGCCAAGUGGCUUGUUGGAAAGAACCUUUGCGGACCGGUCGCCGGCAUUCAAUUCAAAUCUGAAUUCUAGAUGGCGUUACUGGUUUCAGUUGUAAUAAAAGCAGGUAUUUCAUAGUGGUCAUAGAAAAUUAUGGAGCAAAAAAUGCCUUUUUUAAUUAGUCA